UACCAAGGCAAUUCAAUUAUCUUGAUCAUACAGGCAACGUUUCUCUUGUUUGGUUUUGACUCGAGGGAGGGGUAGGCUAGGCUUAACUCCGGUACUCUUGAUAUUUAUUCAGUUCUUAUUCCUGUCGCUUUUUGUAGUGAGAUCAGAUUAAUCAUUAAUCAUGUAUAAAUUAUUUCGGACAAUUGCUACGACAGCUGGGCCUGUGCAGUCCCAGUGCUUCUCCCCCAGCCGAAGUCAAGUCUUUAGUCGAUCGCUCUCAUCAUUAUUAGCCAUUUCUCACGAUGUAAUUCAAACUGGUCCCUGGGCAAGUGCAGCAGCCAAAUGCAUACAGCGCAUGAGGUGUAAACUUAGGCCUGGUAGUAGUAUGCAUAACUCGCCAGCUUUUAAUAGCUUGUCAGCAGCUGCAUGUUUUUCUACAUCCUCCAAUGUUUUAGAAUUGAAUCGUCCAUUAACUGGUAAUGAUAUGACAAGGGCUGGUGGCAUUGCCUCAAUGUUCCGUAUACCAAUCCAGAAGACAACUGACGGUCUUGAUGUAUGCUUUGUAGGAAUUCCACUCGAUAUAGGUGUGUCGAAUCGUACCGGAACACGCUUUGGACCUCGGCAAAUUCGUAUGGAGUCCCCAAUGAUACGGUUAUGCAACCCAGACACAGGUGCUGCUCCAUUUGAGUCUCUGCAGGUUGCGGAUGUUGGGGAUGUAAACAUCAACGUCUACAAUUUACAGAAAUCUUGUGUUAUGAUAUGUGAAUACUACAAAACACUGAUAGCCAAUGGCUGCAUACCUUUAACAAUGGGUGGUGACCAUACACUGACAUAUCCUGUAUUACAAGCUAUUGCAGACAAGUAUGGUCCAGUUGGCUUAGUGCACGUCGAUGCUCACAACGACACACAAGACACAAUGUUGGGUGAAAAGAUUGCUCAUGGAACUCCGUUUCGAAGGGCCGUUGAUGAAAAUCUCAUAAACCCAAAGAAGACAAUUCAAAUUGGAUUACGUGGACCAUCGAAUGAUGUCUAUGAACACCAGUGGGCUUUAGAGCAGGGCUUCCGAGUUGUUACGGGCAAAGAUUGUUGGUACAAGUCCCUUGAACCGUUGAUGAUGGAGGUUCGAGAAAUGAUGGGUGACGGACCAGUCUAUCUCACCUUUGAUAUAGAUGCUCUUGAUCCUUCCAUUGCUCCAGGAACUGGUACUCCUGAAAUCGCUGGACUAAAUGUGAUGCAAGCUCUGGAAAUAAUCCGAGGAUUGCAAGGGCUAAAUCUGGUUGGCUGUGAUUUGGUAGAAGUUUCACCGCCCUACGACCCCCUUGGGACGACUGCUCUGCUAGCUGCAAAUUUAAUGUUUGAAAUGCUGUGUAUUCUUCCACGUGUCAAGUACUAUGAAGUUUAGAAAAUUAUGAAAAAUAUAGAAUGCAUAUAUAUAUAUAUAUAUGUGAAUUUAUCAGUACUGUAUCAGUACUUAUCGUACACUUUAAUGUUUUAGCUCCGAUGAGGAUAUCUAGGAGUAACCCUGCAAAUUGUUUGCUUUUUAGCUGAUUGGAUGUGCUUUUUUGCUGAUUGGUUGUGUUUUUUUGCAGAUUGGCUGUGGUUUUUUCAUGGCUGAGUAGGUUUCAGCAAGGACAAUUGCCUUUACCACAUUACUGCCUUCACCAACCGCACCAUAUACAUGUCGUAUGGAUGGUGCGGCUGGUUACGUACCAUCCAUGCGACGGUACCAUGCGAUGGGUCUAAGGAACCAAAGGCUGUGAGUUCAAAUCGCGUAUUGGCACUCGGGCACUCUGUUAUGAGGAGCUCUAGAAACACUCUUAUUGAUUGUUUGAUUGAUUAAUAGAUCUGUUUUGAAUGAUGAACAUCC
Molecule: messenger RNA, 1846 nt
Organism: Anneissia japonica
Lineage: Eukaryota; Metazoa; Echinodermata; Crinoidea; Comatulida; Comatulidae
Product: agmatinase, mitochondrial-like
Exons: 7
Coding region: 161-1381 (406 amino acids)
Molecular function (GO): agmatinase activity; metal ion binding
Source: RefSeq, a predicted model, not a curated record